Carassius gibelio (silver crucian carp) is the source of this 3027-nucleotide messenger RNA. RefSeq names its product microtubule-associated protein 4. The record is from RefSeq and is a predicted model, not a curated record. The transcript is spliced from 13 exons. Gene Ontology annotation, cellular component: neuron projection. Gene Ontology annotation, biological process: microtubule cytoskeleton organization; neuron projection development. Gene Ontology annotation, molecular function: microtubule binding. Lineage: Eukaryota; Metazoa; Chordata; Actinopteri; Cypriniformes; Cyprinidae. The coding region runs from base 190 to 3012 and encodes 940 amino acids.
GUUUUAAAAACUAACAAUGUUGAUGUACUUGUAGAGAGUCAGUUUGUCUGUUUUCUCUUUUUUUCAGGGUCUGGGUCCUUGAAUGCAGGCCAGCCUGGAGGGCAACGUCCGGACCCUCAGGGAGAUAUCCAUCCCAGCCCGCCUGGACAAUAUGUCUAUAAGAAUGACUUUCAAUCAGGUCCAGCAUCAAUGAUGGAAAAGCCUGUCCAAUUAGGUAACCAGCAGAUGGGAUCUACUGUGAAGGAUAACAGCAUGGACCCUUUUCUGGGGUUCUCUCAGCCUGGAAUGAAAAUUGGUAUGAAUAUGAAUGUUGGCAUGGCCCCUUUCCAGAGCUCCAAACCCCCCAGCAUGGGUGAACCUCAGAAGACCUCACCCUUGUUUGCCAAUGAACCACCCAAACCAUCCCAGAUAACUGCUAAUCUGAGUGACACAAGCCCUCGUAACAGCCUGGAAAGUUCUGCAGAAGUUUGGGGAAGCCCUUGGACAGGUGAGGAAAUGCUCUCUACGGAGCAGUCCCAUGCUUCCAACAAGGCAGAACAGAGUCACACUGAUGCCUUGGGUUCCCAGAGUCUAGAUGCAGCAUCUGGUGAGGAAAAGUCCAUCGAGGAAGGAACCGAAAAGCAGCAGAAGCGAAAAAAGAAGAAACGCAAGGACAGGGAAGAAAUGUAUGACCUUCUGGACAGUCUUGGUUCCCCUGACUCAGAAGAGACUUCUGAAAGCUCCAACCAUGGCUGCCCCUCACCUCCUUGUAGGGAUGAAGAGAUGUGGGAAAGUGAGAUCCAAGAAAGAGGGGGAGGACGCAUCAAGGCCAAGAAGAGUAAAAGCAGGAUGAAGCUACCUGAAGAAUGGAGUGCUCCUCCAACUGUAAUGGACAUGGACUUUAGCAGCCCUAAUUUGGGUGAUUCAAAACCCCCAUCCAGUACUAGCAUAGAUCAAGGAAGUGCACAGCCCUCACUCACCCCUGAACCUCUACACCUCACUGACACCCAAGCAUGUAGACCCAAUCCACCCGGGGAAGCAAACACCUCCAUAUUCGCGAAUCCCGUAGAUGACUCAACUCUCAAGAGUAACAGGGAUAUGUUAGAAAAGGAUAAUUCAACUAAAGACAAUAUCAAUAAGUCUAACUUAGAGUUGCCUGGUAUUCACUCUUCAGAUCAGUUACUCAAUGACCCAAAUGAUCCUGACCAGAAGUCAAGCCUUGCCCUUAGUCCAACUCGGACUGUUAUGUUCCUUGACUCCGUGCUGCAGGAACAGACACCAGAUGCAAGCCCCCCAUCCCAGAGCACUCCCGUGAAAACCCCCAUCCCUCACAGCUCUGCCCCAGAGGCUGCUCCUGAUCUGACCACUGGCUCACUGUUCAUCGGCACAGACAUCCCUGUCUGUCAGAGUGCACCUGCUGUUAGUCACUCUUCCCCAACAAUUCCCCCCAGCACUGCUGUGAACUUAAAUCCUGAGGCUACACCUUCCAUCCCUUCACAAACAGAGCAACAGGAGCCUUCAUCGGCACAGCCCCCCCUACUGGAAGUAAAAGAAGAUAAGACAGCCAAAGAGAAAAUGGAGAAGGUGGAAACCGCUCCGAAGAUGGAAAGCGUCAACAUAAUUGAGAAGCAAGACAAGCCUGAGAAAAUUGAGAAGAUUGAUCACCUGGACAAGAAAGAUGAGAUCACAAAGAAACCAGACAGUGUGGAUAAGACUCAGAAGAGUGAGCAAAUCAUCAAGGAUGAGAAGAAAGGUGAGAAAGAGGAAAAACACGAUAAUAAAGCUGAGAAAGUAGACAAACCUGAGAAGACAAACAAGGAGAAAGACGAGAAGAAGGACAAUGGAGAAAAAGUGGACAAGACAGCCAAAGCUGAGAAGAAUGCGACGGCUGCUAAAGGACCUGCUAAAUCUCCAACAGCUAAUGGGAGCAAAGAGGUGACCAGCCCAGAUAGUAAGGCCAAGCCUUCAGUUGGGUCAACCAAACAAAGCUCGGCAAGACCUAACUCGCUGUCCACUGGAGACAGUGCAGGUGCCACCAAACGCACCUCUCCCAUCACCAACUCUGCCAAUAAAAAAAGCCCUAUGCCCAAGGCAACAACCCCCACUGCUGGCACCAAGAAAACCCCCACCACCACAUCUACUCUUAAGACUAAGGCCAAGUCUUCUGAGACAGCCACUCAGCAUCGCCCUCCAGUGGCAAAGGCUAAAGCUGCAUCUGCUACGAAUUCUAAAAAUGGCACUACUAUCACCCCAACUACCACCUCUGCCCGACACUCCUCUGCUACAAAGACUGAAAACCAAGCAGGAGAGGUGAAAAAGACAAGUGCAAAAACCACACCAGUUAAAACAACUCCAAGAACAACUCGCACACCAACUUCUGCAGCCAGCACUGCAGCCACCAAUGGGACCCCGACCCCUCGUCCCUCCCGCAUCACCAAACCCCCUGUACCCAAGCAGACUCCCCUAGAGAAGAAGCCUCCUGUACCUCGAGCCCCCAGAAAUGUCCGACCCACCAAUGCACCACUGCCGGAUCUAAAAAACGUGCGCUCCAAAAUCGGUUCCACUGAUAACAUGAAGUACCAGCCUGGAGGAGGCAAGGUCUCUGCAGCCCAGGGCAAGACUGAUGCUCUGCCAAAGACCAGCCAGGGCAAAGUUCAGAUAGCCCACAAAAAGCUGGACUUCAGCCAUGUCACCUCCCGAUGUGGCUCCAAGGACAAUAUGAAGCAUGUUCCUGGUGGAGGAAAUGUUCAGAUUUUAAGUAAAAAGGUUGACUUGAGCAAAGUGACCUCUAAAUGUGGAUCCAAGGACAACAUAAAGCACAAGCCAGGUGGUGGUGAUGUGAAGAUUGAAUCCAAUAAGGUUAACGUCAAGACCAAAGUGGGAUCAAUGGACAAUGUAGGCCAAGAACCAGGAGGUGGCAAUGGCAAGGUAGUAAAUAGCUUAAGAAGAUAUUACAUAUUAGGAAUGUGUCUCUAUCAUUAUGGAUAUUACAUUUUCCUGAAGGUCUUUCAGAAGCAAGCAUGUGGUUUGUAAAAUUCAGCCCCCUCA